AUGACUGAAGAUCUCGAUACAUCGAAAAUCAAAAGCUGGCGUUCAAUCAUCACCUUAAUCAUCUUUGUUUUAACUAAUAUCAUCGUGCUUUUCCCAUUCGAUAUCCCAGUAUACCUACCGCGAUGGAUCGUCAACGGGUUCCUCGACUUAUCGAGUUCCAUGCGCCUUACACCUCGACGGUCCCGCGCUCCCGCCGAAUCUCACGACAAACAAAGUUUUUUUGUAAAGCUCAACUUCCCGUUGAACUUUGUCACUGCGCCUAUCAUCGCGGACCUUUUCCUUCUUGCUAUUCUCGCCAUCGGCCGACAAGAAGUACACGAUGGAACGAUCGGCGCGAACAAUAUUGCACCUUAUGAUAUCAUGAUCUUCUUCCUCACACUGGCAUACAUUGCCAUAUCGAAAGGGGGAGGCAAAGUCGGCCACCGACUCUUCUUUUAUCUUUAUGCCUUCUUCUUCGGCCUGGGUACUUUCAUAGGAAACGACCCGAUCAUCUUGUCCGGAACAGCAUUCCUUGCUUAUAUGACCCGUGUUUCAAGCAAUAUCGUCCACCCCAGAGCUUGGAUUCAUAGUCAGUUUGCGAUAGCCAACAUUGCUUCCGCAAUCUUGGUGUCUUCCAACCCAACGAACCUUGUUCUUGCCGGCGCAUUCCAAAUCAAGUUCAUCGUCUACACCGCGAACAUGAUCGUCCCGGUAGUUGUGACGGCCAUCGUUCUCUUCCCAUUCCUACUUUACAUCAUCUUUGCCGACGAAUCUCUGAUUCCUCUUUCUAUCAAAAUGCACGAACUCUCCGACGAAGCCAAAGCCAAAGCACCCGUCAACCCCAAUAUCCCCAAUGCCAGAGGAACGGCCGAAGAGGAAGAAGAAGCCGACAACGAGCAGGGAAAGUCCCUGUCGCUAGAGGAGAUCAUGAAUCCAUUCUUGGACAAAAAGGGUGCGACAUUCGGGGCAUUGAUCAUGGCUGCUACUCUCAUUGCAGUUCUUGCCCUUAAUGCAUCAAGUCAGAACGAUGAUGAGCAUCCCGUUUUCUGGGUCACACUUCCAGCUGCGGGUAUCAUGUUCUGCUGGGAUGUAGGAUUCGGUUGGUUCCAUCGGCAUGAGACGCGCGAGAUAGCCGCAAAGGGCCGAAAGGAAGUUGAAGAAGCGCGGGCAGAAAAGAAAGAGCGGAAACAGGAAGAGGAAUCAGCAAAGUCGAGUCCUGAAAUGAUAGGCCUCGAUCGAUCGGAGCAGUAUGAUGAUUCGGGUUUGCGACACCGUGGUGAGCACAUUGAUGACGAUUCGCUUAGAGCUGGGAGCAGUUUCGGGUCGAAGAACCCUCAGUGCGAUAGCGAGACACCUCUAUCCGUUUCGGUUCUUGUUGAAAAGGAAAAGUUCCCUGAAAUUCAAACGCCUGAUGAUCUGGCGAUGGAUGGCAAGCAAUUGGCACUCACGACAUCACCCAAGGCACUGGAUUCGAGACAAACCACCGAUGCGACCGAUUUGGAAAAGAAUGAAUUCUCAUUUGAAGAAAAUGGGCCUCCAACACUGCUGUCUUUAUCAUCUAACCUCUAUCGUUGGCUGCAGGAGACAUUCCCAACCGUCACGGUCGUUGUAUCUCACAUGCCAUUCCCACUGUUACCAUUCGCCUUUGCCAUGUUCGUCCUCGUACAAGCACUCGUCACCAAAGGCUGGGUCCCAGUCUUCGCCUACGGGUGGAACCACUGGGUGAACAAAACAGGGACAGUAGGAGCGAUCGGCGGAAUGGGAUUCCUAUCUGUGAUCUUAUGCAAUUUUGCCGGCACGAACAUCGGAACAACAAUUCUACUCUCGCGCGUCAUCCAGGCAUGGAAGCAAAUCGCCGACGAGACCGGCAUCCCGAUCAGCGAUCGCACCUGGUGGGCUACUAUUUACAGCAUGGCACUUGGUGUUAAUUUCGGCGCAUUCAGCACAGCUUUUAGUGCUUCCUUGGCUGGAUUGCUUUGGCGCGAUAUUCUGCAAAGAAAGCAUAUUCGCGUUGGAAGUCUGGAGUUCGCGCGUGUGAAUCUUCCCAUCAUUGCUAUUUCCAUGGUGAUUGGCUGUGUGGUUUUGAUUGGCGAGGUAUAUCUUAUGAGAAGUGAUAAGCCGUAUAAGCCAGUUUGA
Molecule: messenger RNA, 2115 nt
Organism: Penicillium brevicompactum
Lineage: Eukaryota; Fungi; Ascomycota; Eurotiomycetes; Eurotiales; Aspergillaceae
Product: putative arsenite efflux transporter ArsB-like
Exons: 4
Coding region: 1-2115 (704 amino acids)
Biological process (GO): transmembrane transport
Cellular component (GO): membrane
Source: RefSeq, a predicted model, not a curated record